Oncorhynchus gorbuscha (pink salmon) is the source of this 2823-nucleotide messenger RNA. It is a transcript of the gene eri2, whose product is annotated as ERI1 exoribonuclease family member 2. Gene Ontology annotation, molecular function: 3'-5'-RNA exonuclease activity; zinc ion binding; nucleic acid binding. Gene Ontology annotation, biological process: exonucleolytic trimming to generate mature 3'-end of 5.8S rRNA from tricistronic rRNA transcript (SSU-rRNA, 5.8S rRNA, LSU-rRNA). The transcript is spliced from 11 exons. Bases 261 to 2555 code for a protein of 764 amino acids. The record is from RefSeq and is a predicted model, not a curated record. NCBI's taxonomy places the organism in Eukaryota, Metazoa, Chordata, Actinopteri, Salmoniformes, Salmonidae.
AAAAAAUAACAGUAAACAUUACACAUACAACUUCCCUUCCAGCCCAAACCAGUCGAGCGCAGCAUCACCGAUGAGACGAGAAUUCAAAAAAAGGAUCACCGCGAAUCCAACACCGCUUUGUUAUGAAUGAAGUUGUAUGCGAUAUUUUUUUAACCUGGUACUUUUAUUUUUUGAAAGUCGUACUUCGGUUGUCACAUAUUUUGAUAUUUUAAUGUACACUAUUCGUAACGAAGUUGAGUCCGUGGCCUGAAGAAAACGACAUGUCUACAAAGAAACUGGCGAAACAAUUGGGGUUCGUGAGGAAACGCAGUCAGUCAUCAACUGGACAGAAGAAACCACUAACAUCUAAUCAAAUAUUCCCAUAUCUGAUUGUCAUUGACUUCGAAUCCACAUGCUGGAGAGAGAGGAACAGCUAUGGGCAGGAGAUUAUUGAGUUUCCUGCCGUUCUCCUGAACACCUCUACAGGUGAGGUGGAGUCAGAGUUCCAUACGUACGUUCAGCCACAGGAGCACCCCGUACUGUCUGACUUCUGCACCGAGCUCACUGGAAUCACACAGCAACAGGUGGAGGCUGGGGUUCCCCUCCACAUCUGUCUGUCCCGGUUCUCCCGAUGGCUGCAGACUCUGGAGCACCAGAGGGGUGUGGUCUUCCCCAGGGACCAGAGGGCUCCAGUCGCAGACCACCGCCCCUGUGCCUUCGUCACCUGGUCAGACUGGGACCUGGGGGUGUGUCUGCUGUAUGAGUGUAAACGGAAGCAGCUCCACAAACCUGCUGUUCUGAACAGCUGGAUCGACCUGAGAGCUACGUACAGACUGUUCUACAACAGAAAACCCAAGGGACUGAAUGGAGCUUUACAGGAUCUAGGGAUACAGUUCUCUGGACGGGAGCACUCAGGUCUGGAUGAUGCCCGUAACACUGCUCACCUGGCCUGGAGGAUGAUGAGGGAUGGCUCUGUGAUGAAGAUUACACGCAGUCUGGAGAGGGCACCUUUGAAGACCAAACCCCUGUUUGGAAAUGGGAACGUGCCAGGGGAUGGUUGUCCUGGCAACAAGAGGGAUAACAAAACCACUUUCAAAAACCCCUCCAAGACGACAGAGAGCGGCGGCGGCGGCCAUCUUGAAAAUCGACCCAACAGCAAGCCAGUUAGCAACACGGACGUUGUUGAGACACGACCCAAGCCUUCAGACAGCAUGGUUCCCAACACAGAGGUGAACUCCAACUUAACUGCUGAACCUGUUCAGUAUCAGAGUAUUGUCUCACCAAAGACCCUUCUCAAUGCCCAGCCAGACCCGACACAUGACCCGGAAACAGGAAGUAUGGAGGAGGACGUGCCUAUCUCGUGCGGUUCGUAUGACGACGUCGUAUUGGAGGAGGACUGGGAUGUCACGGUUGGUGACGAGGCUUCUGUUGCUGAUGUGUACACAGAGAACCAGAGGUUUGAGGUGGAUGAUAACUCGGUUUAUGGGAGAACCUUGCUACCUGUUACCCCUGGCUCAAACCUCUCAGAUACACGGUCAAGACUGAACACGGAAACGUCAAACUCCUUUGUGAUCGAGAAGAACAACAAGAACGACUCGAGAACAUCCUCCAGUUCUGCAAAAGCUGCGACAACGAGGAUAUACAACACCUCUGGGUCAAAUAGUUCAUGUAGUUUCUCCUUCGACAAACCCAGACCUGUUACCCAUGAUUCCAACCGCUCAGCUACACGGUCAAGACCGCAAACGGCAACAUGGAACAACUCCUUUGUGAUCUACAAGGACAAGCCGAGAGCCUCAAAUACCACUUCCACAUCCAAUACCUCAACAGCAUCCAAUACCUCAACAGCAUUCAAUACCUCAACAGCAUUCAAUCAUUCCUUUGUCAAACCCAGACCAGGCCUCCAGAACUCCAACCUCCAUGCUACACGGUCACGACCUCUCACAACAAAAAACCCUGGUAACUCCUUCGCACCCAUGUCCUCUACUACAAACCUUCCCAAUCCUUCCGUCACUAGACCCAAACCAGUUACCGCCAGCAGUGACUCUAACCUCUCUGCUUCAAAGACACCAAACGGCUCUGCAUCCAGUCUCUCCUUUGCCAGGCCCGGCCCUGUCGUCCAUCACCCCGACCCGUCGACUUCACGUUCAAGGCUGCACUCGGAGACGCCAAACACAUCUUUCACGAUCCACAAGUACUCCUCUUGCCUCUCCUCUGUCGCUCGUCCUUCUGUCGGUGGAUCGUUCUCCGUCCUCUCCUCGUCCGUUAACCGCUCCUCGCUCCCGCCGACCCGCAGCACCAAGAUCACGGCCCCGCUGUGCGACUGCGGGCGGCGAGCCAAGCGUCUAACGGUGUGUAACGGCGGUCCGAACCAAGGCCGAGCGUUCUACUGCUGCACGGUGCGUAAACACGGCCCCGGGGGGACCAGGAAGGGAUGUGAGUUAUUUAAGUGGGAGUCUGCUCUCCUCCAGGCUAAAUCACCAGCCUCCGCUGCCAACUCCAUCGCUCUGCGUUUUGGUCUCAACUCCAGUGUUGUUCGUCCCCUGUCGUCGUCUAGGACGAGAUAUCAGUUAGCUUGAGGUCAUAGGGAGACUCUCAACAGCAUUUCCUUCUCAUCCAAUGGGUUUGGAGAGGACAUAAGGAAUCAAGGAAAUGCAAUUGAGAUUCUCCUCACAAAGGUGUCAUAUUUUAAACUGUACUUUAUGUAUGAUGCGUUGUUGUAUUUUUUUUGUAUAUGAUUUAUGUCCGCAUACUAAAUCUGGUGCAUUCAUUGACCAAUAUCCUGUACAGUUUCUAAAUAGAAUUUUAUCUUCCAUAAUGUGAGAUGACAUGAUGUCAUAAUGAAAU